UGGGACGGCUCUGGAACGCACAGGGCGGAAGUGAGACGGCCCUGGAACGCAGAGAGCGGAAGGUACUGUGGAACGCACAGGGAGGCGGUGUUUUAUGUCCGGGAUACCGGGAGAGAGUUGUAGUGGGCUGUCACAGUCACAGUGCCAGGCGUGGGGGGGUUACAUAAUAGUGUCGAAGACACCUAGCAAGUGUGAGACACCCAGCAGCCACCCCUAUGUGUCAGGAGGACUGAGCAGGACCCAGAGCACCAUCACGGUGCCUCCACCUCACUCACUGAUACACGAGAGGCACAAUGACCAGAAGAUCCUGGAACUCACCAACAGAAUCAUUCAGCUGCUGACUGGAGAGGUGUGAGGAUGUCACUGUCUAUUUCUCCAUGGAGGAGUGGGAGUAUAUAGAGGAACACAGGGGUCUGUACAAGGACGUGAUGAUGGAGAAUCACCGGCCCCUCACAUCACUGGAUGGGGCCAGUAACAGGAAUACCCCAGAGAGAUGUCCCCGUCCUCUUUAUUCCCAGGAUCAUACAGAGGAGACUCACAGUGUCCCACAGGAGGAUCAGGGUGAAGAUUUUAUUGUUAUUAAGGUAGAUAAUAUAGAGGAAGAAGAGAAGUAUGUGAGGGAUAAUCAGCUGUGUAAGGAGGAGGAAGAGGAUACUUAUGUGAUGGGUGAUCAGCAGUGUAAGGAGGAGGAAAUCCCUACAGGUAUCAGCACAGAUGGAUCCAGCAACAGAGAUACCCCAGAGAGAUGUCCCCGUCCUCAGAACUGGAUAGAAGAAAAUCAAACAGUGACACAGGUUUAUCAGGAUGAAGGUCUGACUGUUAUAAAGGUUGAAGUUCUAGAGAAAGAAGAGGAGACGUGUGUGAGGGCUGACAAGGUGUGUAAGGAGGAGGAAAUCCAUACAGAUAUCAGUACAGCAGAUGAACUCGGAAGCAGGAAUACCUCCGAGAGGCAUCUCAUUUUGUCUACAGAUUGUAAAAUAGAAGACAGCGACAUCAGACAAGAAUCACCAGUAGAAAACUCCAUUAUGCUAAAUUUACAUCCAGAAUCUCACAGUGCAGAUACGUCAUCUGAUGCCUCGAACCAUGAGGCAUAUUCUCCCGAUGCCUCCGACAAUGUCACACAUGGUACCGGUCAUGCAAGCAAUACAAUUUUUUCCUGUCCUGAGUGUGGGAAAUGUUUUAUACAUCAGUCGCUCUUUGCUAGACAUCAGAGAACUCACACGGGUAAGAAACCAUUUAGUUGUGACGAGUGCGGGAAAUGUUUUACAAACAAAUCGCAUCUUGAUAAACAUCAGAGAAUCCACACAGGUGAGAAGCCCUUUAAAUGCUCGGAGUGUGGGAAAUGUUUUACGUAUAAAACGCACCUUGUCGUGCAUCAGAGAACUCAUACGGAUGAGAAACCGUUUCCCUGCUCCGAGUGCGAGAAAUGUUUUACACAGAAAUCUGGUCUGGUGAAACAUCUGAAAACACACACCGGGGAGAAAUUAUUUCCGUGCUCCGAGUGCGGGAAAUGUUUCACAUACAAGCUGCGCCUUGUUAAGCAUCAGAGGACUCACACCGGGGAGAAGAUAUUUCUGUGUUCUGAGUGCGGGAAAGAUUUUAUCCACAAGUCAGCUCUUGUUGUCCACCAGAGAUAUCACACGGGCGAGAAGCCGUUUCCGUGCUCUGAGUGUGGGAAAUGUUUUACGCAGAAAUCGGGUCUGGUUAAACAUCAGCUAAGUCACACGGGGGAGAAACCGUUUCCAUGCUCUGACUGUGGGAAAUGCUUUUCACAAAAGUCACAUCUGGAUAAGCACCAAAAACUCCACACAGGAGAUAAGCAAAUUCAGGUUAAAGAUAUGACUGAUAUUAAGGUAGAAUGUACUGAGGGAAAAGAAGAGACGUAUGUGACUGAUAUAAAGGAUGAAGAUAUAAAUGAAGAAGAGACAUAUGUGACUAAUGUGAAGGCAGAAGAUAUAGAGGGAGAAGAAGAGGCGUAUGCAGAAGAUAUAGAGGGAGAAGAAGAGACGUAUGUGAUGGGUGAACAGCAGUGUAAGGAAGAGGAGAUCCUUACAGAUAACAGCGCAGCAGACGGACACAGCAGCAGAAAUACCUUUGUGGGACUUCUUAUAUUACCUCCUUAUUUUUACAUCAAAGAUAACAUCAUCACUCAAGGUUCUCCAAACACUCUUCCCAAAGAUAUACAUCCAGAACCUCACAGUUCCACUAUAUCAUCUGUUGCCGAUAAUAAUAAUAAUAAUAAUAAUGACAUUUCUCAUGUUACCUCAGAUAUUGCUACUCAUAGUACAGCUCAUACGGGUGACAAAAUAUAUCCAUGUUCUGAGUGUGAGAAAUGUUUUACACGGAAAUCACGUCUUGUUACACAUCAGAGAACACACACAGGUGAGAGGCCUUUUCCAUGCUCUGAGUGUGGAAAAUGUUAUACGAGGAAUAUAUAUCUUGUUAGACAUAUGAUAAUUCACACAGGUGAAAAAGCAUUUCCAUGUUCUGAAUGUGGUAAAUGUUUUACAAAGAAAUCAGAUCUUGUUAAACACGAGAGAAGUCACACAGCUGAGAAGCCGUUUUCAUGUUCUGAGUGUGGGAAAUGUUUUAUCAAGAAAGUGGAUCUGUUUAUACAUGAGAGACGUCACACAGGUCAGAAGAUAUUUUCAUGUUCUGAGUGUGAGAAAUGUUUUUUAUAUAAAUCCUGUCUUGUUAUACAUCAGAGAAGCCACACAGGUGAGAAACCAUUUACAUGUUCUGAGUGUGGGAAAUGUUUUAUAGGGAAAUCAAAUCUUAUUUCACAUCAGAGAACUCACACAGGUGAGAGACUAUUUCCAUGUUCUGAGUGUGGGAAAAGUUUUAUAGAGAAAUCAAAUCUUACUUCACAUCAGAGAACUCACACAGGUGAGAGGCCAUAUCCAUGUUCUGAGUGUAGGAAAUGUUUUACACGGAAAUCACAUCUCGUUAGACAUCAGAGAACUCACACAGAUGAGAGGCUAUUUCCAUGUUCUUUGAAUGGGAAACGUUUUAUAGAGAAAUCACAUUUUGUUGCACAUCAGAAAAUUCACAAAGUUGAGAAGCUAUAUUCAUGUUCUGAGUGUGGGCAAUGUUUUACACGGAAACCAAAUCUUGUUAGACAUCAGAGAACUCACACAGGUGAGAAGCCAUAUUCGUGUUCUGAGUGUGGGAAAUGUUUUACACGGAAACCACAACUUCUUAAGCAUCUGAGAACUCACACAGGUGAGUAG
Molecule: messenger RNA, 3230 nt
Organism: Pseudophryne corroboree (corroboree frog)
Lineage: Eukaryota; Metazoa; Chordata; Amphibia; Anura; Myobatrachidae
Product: zinc finger protein 585B-like
Exons: 11
Coding region: 378-3230 (950 amino acids)
Biological process (GO): regulation of DNA-templated transcription
Source: RefSeq, a predicted model, not a curated record